This is a messenger RNA of Engraulis encrasicolus (European anchovy), 1623 nucleotides long. RefSeq lists its product as uncharacterized. Bases 23 to 529 code for a protein of 168 amino acids. The transcript is spliced from 5 exons. Lineage: Eukaryota; Metazoa; Chordata; Actinopteri; Clupeiformes; Engraulidae. The record is from RefSeq and is a predicted model, not a curated record.
CUGUGACAGAUCUGCCACCACCAUGCAACUUACCCGCCUGCUCCUGAUUGGCACUGUUGUUCUGGGACUUGUUGUACUUUGCGAUGCGCAGAGACCCUUCCAUGCAGAGUGCCACGUGCAAUGGUACUUCGGCAUUCCGUGUAGAUGGGUAUAUGAAGCUUUGGUCUCUCAGAUUAAGAAGUGGAGGUCAAGGACAGGCUGCACGAUGGGAGGACAAAGGUGCAUGUAUAAGCUCCAGGCGGCAUCAUCCCACUUCAUCACAGCCAAACACACCACUCCGCUCAAGACCGUCGAUGACAUCACCUUCCACUUGGUCUCCUUCGGCUUCUUCACUCACUGCAGUGUUUCGGGAAUGUCAGUGUCAGAGUCGUGGUAUACAGUGAAAGACAACGGAGGGAAUUACUGCAAUCUCUACAACCUAAUGGAUGGAAGUGCCCUGACGAAAGCCCAAGGAUACAAGGAGAUCACCAGUGACUUCAUGUGUACCCAGCGCUCCGUUGCUAACUGCACAUUGAGGCAGCGCCGCUGACAGCUUGACCAGGCCAAGGACGAGAACAUCUGAAAGGGCCCCCCUGUCCAUAAAUAAAAUGUAAUGAGGACCCAAUUCUUGGCCAAUCCUUUCCCCGGGCCCGGCAAAACUUACCCAUUUGUCCCCCCUGCUGUCGGCAGGCCUGCGUUGAAGUGACGGGUGCAGUAUGUAGCCUACGUAUGUAUGCUACAAGUUGGCCAAUGAGCUUGUAUGGUCAUAGUGUCAUCAUAGGGGUGUCAAACUCACUCAAUAUUCACAGUGGGACAAACAAUUAAAAUAUUGAACUGAAGAAAUUGGACUGAAAAUAUGCAUGCAAGCCCUUAAAAUGCUUUGUGACAAAAUUAAAGGCAAGGCAAAUUUCUCUGAUUCUGAGGAGGAGGAGAUGCAUGCACUGCUGAUGUUUGGCAUUGCACCUGGGCCUAGCCUUGGGUUGACACCUGUGACAAAAAACUUGGGCAUUUCAACAAUCCAGUUGGCCUUUUCUCUUGUAAGCAGUGGCACACUUAAUUCAGUGUGCAGGGAAAAUAUACUUUCCCACCAGGACAGACCAUUAAAACACAGGACAAUCAGGUUAAAUCAGGCAGGUGAAACUGGUGGAAACACAAGCCAAAUAACACUCCUUGUUAUGCAAGUUAUGGUCACAUCACCAGUGUUUAUGGGCCACCUGUAGGCUAAUUAAUAUACACAGAAAGCCAUCAUGUGGGCCAAAUAAAGUUAUUCCUCGGACCAGAUUUGGCCUGCGGGCCUGAGUUUGACACCCCUGGCAUAAACCGUCCAGUUUUGAUACUUUCUUCCCUUAGAUCAUGCUGGUUUCUGUAUUCCCUAAUACACACAUCAGUGGAAUUUGUUUCUGUCACAGACAGCACCAUGUUUGUAGCUUUUAGGUAUUUUUUUAUCUUUCAUUUUUAUCUUUGUAGAAUUGUUUUGCUGCUUGUAGUUGAGGGAAGGUAUGAUUGGUACUUACUGUGUGUACACAUCAGGUCUACCAGUAAAGGACGUCUGCACUGAUAUUCACACAUGUUGUGCUUUGUACUUACCAGACCCCAUAUAAAACCAGUCUUUUAAGUUUUUGUGGUGGAAUUUUACUCAAGACA